AUGACCUCCAAUUCAUCAUUAUCCUUCAAAGCAAAUUGUUCGAAUUUUGAAAUUCGCGGACCCGAAGCGCCAUUUUAUCGUUGGUUGGCACUUGGCUAUGCCUUCCUAUUCGUUCUUGCUCUAACGGCCAACUUACGUGUACUUUUCAAGCUAUUUCACUACUCCCGUCGUCGUUUUCGUGAUCAUAUACUUCUUCUCAAUCUCUGUGCAGCUGACCUCUUCGUCACACUCGUUUACAUCCCAAGUGAGAUCUACACAUAUACCAUCGCUCGUUGGCACAACGAUGGCAUAUGUAAAACCUUAGCUGCUUUGAAAGGCUUAGGAAUCUAUGUCUCAUCAUGUACAAUUAUCGGUAUUUCUCUCGAUCGAUAUCUCUCGAUUGUUCAUCCAUUGACUGUAUAUCAAUCAAAUAUACGAAAUAAGUUAUUUGUUAUUGGCUCAUGGCUGAUAUCCUUCAUUGCUUGUAUUCCACAAUUGAUUAUAUUCAAACGAUUGACUAAUGAAGAUCUUUGUCGGGAAAUGUGUGGAGAUACACUCUCAUCAGAUCUGGCGAAACGUCUCACGUAUAACAUCGCCGUGGCAAUAUUCGCUUAUAUUGCACCAUUAUUAACAAUUUUUUAUUCUUAUUUUCGCAUUUUAUAUGUGUUACAUAAACGCUCGGAUCGGCGAACCUUUCGGUUUGUUCGUAGUAAUAGCAGUAGGAAUAGUUGUGAUCUCAAUCAAAUCAAUCUACCAUUAACAUCGACGAGAAAGAGUUUUAGUACGACUAAUGGACCAUCAGUCGUUCAAGAAGAGAUUAAUUCACAUAAUCUCAAAACAAUCACACGAGCGAAAUUAAAAACAUUGAAGCUAACCGCUCUAAUUGUUGUUUGUUUUAUACUCUGUUGGACACCUUAUUACUGUAUUGUCUUCUUUCUUCUCAUAACUGAUGCACGAACUGAUCCUGAAAUUGCUCAAGCAAUUGUCAUCGAUUCAUCUCAACCUGUUCAGCCAACAACUAAUGAACGUUCACUCUUAAUUGUCAUGAUGCUCGCCGUUUCAAAUUCCGUGUUAGAUCCUUUGAUCUAUGGUUGUUUCAUGGUUCGAACGAUUCCGUCGAAUUGUUGCGAUCGUUUACGAAACCGACGAGAGACAACGACAACAUCGAAGCGUGCAGCGAAUCAAUUAGCAAGUGACAAAGAAUCAAAAUUGACUCUUUUGAGAAGUCAAGUAAAAAACGGAAACAAUCACCGCGAUGCGAUGAUUGAUUGUCAACUUUGA
Adineta ricciae is the source of this 1260-nucleotide messenger RNA. NCBI's taxonomy places the organism in Eukaryota, Metazoa, Rotifera, Eurotatoria, Adinetida, Adinetidae. The record is from the annotation of a GenBank genome assembly.